Messenger RNA from Chlorella variabilis, 603 nucleotides. RefSeq lists its product as hypothetical. Gene Ontology annotation, molecular function: peptide-methionine (S)-S-oxide reductase activity. The annotation marks the transcript as partial. Lineage: Eukaryota; Viridiplantae; Chlorophyta; Trebouxiophyceae; Chlorellales; Chlorellaceae. The transcript is spliced from 6 exons. Gene Ontology annotation, cellular component: cytoplasm. Gene Ontology annotation, biological process: cellular response to oxidative stress. The record is from RefSeq and is a predicted model, not a curated record.
ACGCCGCCUGAAGGCCUGGAGAUUGCCACGGUGGCGGGAGGCUGCUUCUGGGGGCUGGAGCUCGCCUACCAGCGCGUGCCAGGGGUGGUGAAGACCAGCGUCGGGUACACAGCGGGCCAGGUGCCCAACCCAACCUACGAGGAGGUGUGCAGCGGGCGCACAGGGCACACCGAGGCGGUGCAGAUGUACUACGACCCCGCCACCUGCACCUUUGAGCGCAUCCUGGAGGAGUUCUUCGAGAAGGUGGAUCCGACCACGCUGAACAGGCAGGGCAACGACGUGGGCACGCAGUACCGCUCAGUCAUCUUCUACCACAACGAGCAGCAGAAGGAGGCGGCGGAGAAGCUUGCGUCGGGGCUGUUCCGCCUCCCCGGCAAGAAGGUGCAGACCACCAUCGAACCAGCCACCGACUACUACCUAGCAGAGGACUACCACCAGCAGUACCUCAGCCGCGGCGGCCGCUUCAACCGGCCGCAGAGCGCUGAGAAGGGAUGCAACGACAAGAUUCGUUGCUGUGAGUGGGGCUGGGCUUGGUGCAGGGCAGGGGGCCUGCAAGGCUGUGCCAGUGCUUUUGUGCGUUCCUGCGUCGUUUCGUCAUGCUGA